GACUUUACCGAAUAGAACCAAAGAGUAUGGAUCCUUGCAGUCACGAAAGCUUGAAAUCUAGAAUAUGAUGACAGCGCUGGUGGGAUGAGAGAGAGCCCAGCCCUUGAACGUAAGCAUCGGCCGCACUGUGGGCGAGAGUUGCUCGUCAGCUUCACGGGAUUUGUGUCGUGUCGUGCCGCUGCUGGUGUUGAUGCUAAGCGGCUUUUUUUCCUCUCCCUGUUUUUCUUCAACCCUCUUGACCGAGUCGGCUACGGCACUUCUCCACUCCAGGCUUCAUAGGUGGCUCGCUAACAGAACUUGCCUCAACAGUAUGUUAAAAGCUUUACGGGCGGUGUUUGGUCCGCAUACCUGUCAACCCAUACGGUUUACCCGUGUUCUUGUACAGGGAAAUAUAGUUGUAUGAUCUAUACGGCGCACAACUGUUUCAAUACGGGAAAACAUUGUCAAUUUGUUUGUGUUUCUCCCUGGUGAUGGAACUUGGUAGGAUGAACGUUGAGAUUUAUAACUGCAGCAAUGGGUCCGUGGAGAGUGAGUGGGUGGGUGAGUAAUUAAGAUAUUGCAGAAAAUGGAAUGUCAGCCCUCAUUCUUUCCCCGCCCCACUCGACAUUACGACACGACCUUGGAAGGUGCCUUAUAAAAAGUUAGGCUUCGAAAGUGCGAGCUAGCACAGGUGGUUAGCCAUCAAACCAGGGUCCACAGCAGAAGCAGCUGACAAUUGUGUUUGAAUCUAUAAGUGAGGAAGUUGCGACGCAAUCUGUAAUAAAAAAAAAAAAACUGUAAUUUGGUAUUGUCAAAGUAUUGUUUUAUUUAAUUACCACAGUCGAUUUUUCAUAAAUUAUCAGACAAAUAAUUAUGCUUAGCCACGACCUACCAGCGAGGAUGACGACGAUGGUGGUGAUGGUGGUGAUGAUGGCCGUGGGGGUGUCCUGUGCCCUGGAUCCUGACGCCGACCUCACGUUCAGCACCGAAUUAUCUCCGGACAAAUUUCACGUCUCGUGGGCGUUCGACAGCGACCAGAUCGUCCUGGAAGCUCGGGUUCGCACCCGGGGCUGGGUCGGGCUGGGUCUGAGCUCCACGGGGAUGAUGGCCGGCUCUGACGUGGUGGUCGGGUGGGUGGACAGCGCAGCCGCUACCCACCUCGUGGACGCACACAUCGAGGGGGAGCGGAGCCUGGUGCGGGACGCGAGCCAGGACUACAAACUCGUGCGGCUCAGCGAGAACGGCACCCACACGGUCAUGCGCGUGGUGCGCGCGCUGCGCACGUGCGACGCCAACGACAGGGACAUCACCGAGGACACGGUGCGUUUGAUCUGGGCCUACAGCGUUGACGACCCAGCGAGCGAGGCUCAGAUCCUGUACCAUGGCGCAGCCACGCGGGGCUCGAAGAGCGUUCAACUUCUGAGCCACGGGUCUGCCACCGAGCAGCCCCUGCCUCCAGAUCACGACUCCUUUAACCUGACUUUUGACAAGUACCCGAUCCCGGGCGCCUCCACAUUUUACGCGUGCAAGCUCGUCUCUCUGCCCAAGUUCAGCAAGAAAAAUCACCUCAUCAAGGUGCAGCCCAUCGUCCAGGUCGGCAACGAAGCGUUCGUGCACCACAUUCUCGUGUACGUGUGCCUGGACAACGUGAACGCGUCCCACGUGGGAGUCACGCACCAGUGCUACCACCCCAACAUGCCCGACUCCUUCUCCACCUGCACCUCCGUGCUCGCUGCGUGGGCCAUUGGCGGCGGGACGUUUGACUACCCCCCCGAGGCCGGGUACUCCCUGGGAGCGCAAGGGGACCCCAAGAUGGUCCUGAUCGAGAUGCACUACGACAACCCCGGGCAGGUGCUAGACGUGAUCGACAGCUCCGGUUUGCGCUUCUACGUCACGCCGCAGCUGCGUGCCUACGACGCCGGGGUGCUGCAGGCCGGCGUCGGUGUCAACAACCUUCACUUUGUGCCGCCCGGAGCCUCCUCCUACACGAGCUACGGCGUCUGUCCCACCCAGGGAUUCGCCACCGUCGACCACAACGGGACCUCGCUGCGAGACGCGAUGCCACGUCCGAGGGGCGUGGCGCUAGGUAGAGAGGUGACGCAGAGCGGAGAGAUGAAGGUCUUCGCUUCGCUCCUGCAUGCUCACCUGCUGGGCAAGGCCAUCCAGCUGCGGCACUACAGGGCUGGAAAGCAGAUCGGCGAACUGGGUCGCGACAUGGGCUACGACUUCAACUUCCAGGAGACGCGCUACCUGACAAAGCUCGUCUCCGUGAUGCCGGGCGAUUUCAUCAUCACAGAGUGCCUCUACAACAGCAAGGACAAAGCCACGACAACCACGGGUGGGCUCAGCACCCAGGAAGAGAUGUGCCUUGGCUUCCUGCACUACUACCCCAAGGUGAACGUGUCGCAAUGCCUCAGCGUUUACAACAUGACGGAGCUGGCGCCCGCCCUCGGAUACACCGUCAUGCCUGAUUACCCACACACGGUGAUAACCCCCGAGGUGGACAAGGGGGAGCCGAUCUUCGCCGUCUACGACAACGUGAACUGGACGGAGCAGACUAUCCGCUCUGUGGAAAAAGCGGCACGAAUGGCCAACCAUUACGCGGUGCACAGGGACACGAAUGGGUACCAGUAUUUCCCUUGGCAGAGAAUCCCCGAGAUCCCUGCGGACCCCGAGGCGCCACCCUGCAACCCCACGCAACCCACCACGACACCCGCCACGAAACCCACCACGAAACCCACCACGAAACCCACCACGAAGUCCGGAGAUAAGGGGGCAGCCCCGAGCGUGCACCCCCACGGGACCUGGCUGCACCUGCUCCUGACGCUGCCCAUCGCGACCCUCGCUCUGCUGUUUGCGGAGCCUCUCCUCGCCUAACUCGCGGAAUAAAGAGGCUCAAGAGCUCUGAUUAAAAAAAAAAUAUGUAUGAUUGCAUUCACGACGUGUGAGAAAUCAAUUAUUUGUGAUAAGCAUGUGUUGUGCCUGACUUAUAAGGGUCGGAAUGCAUCUAUAUACCGCGCUUACCUGCCCCGUCUACAUGGAGUGCCACGGAGUGUACUGCUGCUCCGCUCACCCAUUGCUCUCCCGUGCUCAUUAAUUCUAUCCUACUGGUCUGCCCUUCUUGCCUAAUAUUCCACCCUCAGCCUCUCCCAAUGUCGUGAAUAACUUAUUGCGGUUGGCCCAGUGAACCUUUCCCUUCUGCGCCCAUACAAUGCCCAUACAAUGCCCACACAAUGCCCACACAAUGCCCACACAAUUUUAAGCCAAUUUAGGGGCACCGCAAUGUAACCUGUCCUGUGAGGGUCGGCCAAUCUCCUGGCACCGGGAAACCGUGGGACUCUCCCUCUAGGAACCCUUCGGAUUAAAACCCGAUGUGCCAGGCAAUCCCCCGCUAGGACACUACGUGGGCGCAAGUUCUGCGUGUGCGCGCGUGCUCAGGGUGGGGGCCGGGAGGGGAUCGCGGCGUUUGCAGAGUUGCUCCACGGUCGUGGCACCACAAGCGCCGAGGUGAGAGAAGCGCCGCGGGGAGGUCGGAAUUUUUGUUGAGCUGAGUUUGAAAGUUAAAGAGUUUAUACGCAUACAAGAAAAUGGGAGAGCAUCCUUGAGUACAAUCACGAGGGGUGACGCCACACUGAGGCCGGUGUUUGCUAUGCGCAAUACGGGACAGUCCUCGACCUACAAAUAGGUUCCGUUCCAGAGACCAACUCGUAAGUGGGUUUGUUCAUAUCUCGGAACUAAAUAUGUAAUUGUACGUACUGUACAUAAAACAUCUUGUGGUUUAACAAAAGAGGGACAUUCAUCAAUAAGAAAGGUUGCACAUUUGCAUGUCACACUGUAAUAAAUACUAUAAAGUAAAUAAAACAAUGUAAUCUACCACGAAAAGAAAAAUAAUCAGUUUUACUUUCAUUUGCCUCGGGUCCUCAUGCUGGCUUGCUUGUUGGAAGGGUCGCAUUGAGUCCCCACAAUUGCACACACGA
Messenger RNA from Petromyzon marinus (sea lamprey), 3956 nucleotides. Its product is annotated as DBH-like monooxygenase protein 1. Gene Ontology annotation, cellular component: secretory granule membrane. The record is from RefSeq and is a predicted model, not a curated record. NCBI's taxonomy places the organism in Eukaryota, Metazoa, Chordata, Hyperoartia, Petromyzontiformes, Petromyzontidae. Gene Ontology annotation, biological process: norepinephrine biosynthetic process; dopamine catabolic process; octopamine biosynthetic process. Gene Ontology annotation, molecular function: copper ion binding; dopamine beta-monooxygenase activity.